AUGGAUUUGGUAUGCCAACAUUGCAAUGCUCUGAAAUUUCACUCGGAAACAGCAGGAUUCUGUUGUUCAGGUGGCAAAGUGAAGUUGCCACCACUGGCUCAACCACCAGAACCAUUGCUAUCAUUGUUGACUCAAGACUCGCUGGAAGCAAAACAUUUUUUAACGAAUGUUCAUAAGUAUAAUAGCUGCUUUCAAAUGACGUCUUUCGGAGCGAAUAUCGUUGAAGAAAGUGGAUUCAACCCAACGUUUAAGGUAUAUUUUCAUUGAAAUAAUCUAUCUUUGAACAGUGGACAGUUAAAAUAUAAUUUAUAACUGAACUGAAUUAUGACUUCCUCUGUACUAGGAUUAUCUCACCCAUUUUUAUAUUAAUCAAAAACCGUUUCAGAUUCAAGGUCAAAUUCACCAUAGAACAGGAUCGUUAUUGCCACCGAUAAAUGAAGAUCAUAAAUUCCUUCAAAUAUAUUUCGUUGGAAAUUAUGAAACAGAAAUUGAUAAGCGUUGUGCCAUCAACCGUGCUAUGAAGCGUCACAUCAUUGGAGAACUACAAGAACUUCUCCACGAACAUAACGCUUUGAUUCGGCUAUUUAAAACGGUCUUGCAGGUUAUGCCUUCUGAUGAUCAUACGAAUGCACAAUGGCAAACAAACGAGCAUUGGAGGCACUAGAUAGAACAAUGAGAGAUCUACGAAGCAACGCAAGACACUUUGGAGGGGCACUUAUUGUGUUGGCAGGCGAUUUUCGACAAACGCUUCCCGUUAUUCCGCGAUCAACGGCAGCAGAUGCAAUCAACGCUUGCCUUAAACUCUCUCAUUUGUGGCGUUUUGUGAAGAAGCUGAAAUUGACAACCAACAUGCGAGUGCUGAUGCAAAAUGAUUCGUCCGCAGAUGUGUUCUCAAAUCAAUUGUUAGCCAUUGGUAAUGGGGAAAUACCAAUCGAUGUUUGCAACGGAUUGAUUACACUGCCGCCGAAUUUCUGCCAUUACACAACGACGAAAGAGGAACUGAUUACUAAUGUAUUCCCAAAUAUCAUACACAAUUAUACAAAUUACGAUUGGUUGAGUGCACGUGCUAUUUUGGCAGCAAAAAAUAAAGAUGUCGAUGAGUUGAACUUCGCAAUUCAAAAUGCAAUUCCUGGACAUUUGUGUCAAUUCAAGUCAGUAGAUUGUGUGACUAAUCCUGAAGAAGUGACCAAUUAUCCAACGGAGUUCCUAAAUUCAUUGGAUUUGCCAGGAUUUCCACCGCACAAUUUGCAGCUAAAGAUUGGAUCAGUCAUCAUCAUGCUCAGGAACCUCAACCAACCUAAGUUAUGCAAUGGGACAAGAUUAGUAGUCAAGCAACUCAAAAACAAUAUAAUUCAAGGAACAAUACUCAAAGGGAAAUUCCAGGGCGAAGAAGUGCUUAUACCCAGAAUUCCUUUAAUUACUACCGAUUUACCAUUUGAGUUCAAACGCAUUCAAUUUCCCGUACGCCUUGCAUUCGCUAUGACUAUAAACAAAUCUCAAGGUCAAUCUUUGGAGGUAUGCAGAGUGAAUCUUGAGUUUCCAUGCUUUUCACAUGGUCAAUUGUAUGUGGCAUGCUCGCGUGUUGGUAAGCCAUCGUCUUUGUUUAUUUAUGCACCAGACAAAAAAACGAAAAACGUAGUUUACCACAAAGCAUUGAAUUGACUUUUAAUGUGAUUA
Wyeomyia smithii (pitcher-plant mosquito) is the source of this 1677-nucleotide messenger RNA. RefSeq names its product ATP-dependent DNA helicase PIF1-like. The coding region runs from base 634 to 1662 and encodes 342 amino acids. Gene Ontology annotation, biological process: telomere maintenance; DNA repair. The transcript is spliced from 2 exons. Gene Ontology annotation, molecular function: DNA helicase activity. Lineage: Eukaryota; Metazoa; Arthropoda; Insecta; Diptera; Culicidae. The record is from RefSeq and is a predicted model, not a curated record.